This is a messenger RNA of Haemonchus placei, 417 nucleotides long. The record is from the annotation of a GenBank genome assembly. NCBI's taxonomy places the organism in Eukaryota, Metazoa, Nematoda, Chromadorea, Rhabditida, Trichostrongylidae.
AUGGUAGCCGGUUGUGGCAACAAAUGCAUCAAAUAUAUCCUAUGGUUGAUUAAUUUCCUGUUUUUUGCUCUAGGAGCGGCUAUCGUUGGUCUUUCAGUAUGGCUUCGAUUUGACAAGUCGUUUCUCAGUAAAGCUGUUAGUACAAUUAAAAUUGACACCAACAACUUGCCAUUGGAAAGUUUUUACUGGAUAUUGUACGUUGCAAUGGCCUUUGGUCUCGUGCUUCUGAUCCUCGGAUUUCUGGGUUGUUGCGGUAGCGCUUGUGAAGUUAUGUGUGCUAUUGGGCUGGUAAGUAUCCGAAUCAUUUGUAUCAUCGAAAUUUCACAACAUUUAAUUCCAGUUCACAUCGUGAGUGAGAACUUUGAGAAAACCUCUACAUUCACUAUUAUACCAGGUACACUGGUUGAAGCUUAUUAA